UAGACAAAAAUCGAAAGUGAAACCUCGGGCUGAUACUCAAUCAGAAGGGAAGGCAACAUGAACUGAUCGAAUUUUAAAGUAAUUUUAGUUUUUUUGCUUAUAAAACAAUGCACCUUCUAAUUCGUGCUGGUUGUUACCCGUUUCGCCUUUUAAGAUAAACGUUUACUUUCUGCUGCAAACUGUUUUGUCGUCGACCUCAAAUAAUUUUCGCAUAUACUUCGGUUGGCCUUAUGGAUUGUUUGUUGCUGUGCCUAAAACCCAAAAAGAAAAGACCCACCGACGACGAACCGAAUCCGACGUUGUUCCCUGACCGACAAACCACUAACGUAAAAGAGAAUAAGAGGUCGUCGAUUCCUGACCGAGAACCCACCGAAGGCAGACAGAAUCAGGAGUCGAUCCCUGACCAAGAACCCACUGAAGACGGAGAGAAACAGCAGUCGAUCCCUGACCGAGAAACCACCGACGUAAAAGAGAAUCCCAGGUCGAUACCUAACCGAGAACCCACCGACAAGGAAGAGAAUGCUGGACACAAUGAACCUUACUGGGUGGAACGCACUGAUCUGUUGUAUUGUGAAUACGACACAACAUGGGAAACAUUAAAAGAUUCCCAAGGCGAUCGUCGACCCCGAGGCUCGACCCAGAGAGUUUAUGACUACGAAUUCAAUCGAUUCGAAAAUGCAGCAAAGGACAUGUAUAACUACAGGCAUGACUAUCCCCUCCCUAUGGGCAGAAGUUACCAUCGAGGAAAACAGGGGACAGACAUGCCUAAUUUAACAUUUUAUCUUGGAGAAAGGGCAUCUGAACCUGACGGUUUCUCCAUAGGCGAGUUUCAUAAAACAUGGCGUGGGGAUUAUUACAGACUGGAGAGAGUGCAAAGUUUCGUCCAAUGGAUUUUUCCACUGCAGGAGGUCGGAAUGAACGAUGAAGCCUUCGUACUGACCAAACAGGAGAUUAAGGCUUUCCUUAAAAACGAGACAGCUAAACUCAAUCUGCAGCAGUCCUAUGGGCUCAUGUUGGACUUCUACGGCAUUGAGCUCUUUAACCUGGAGACCGGAGCAGUCGGGAGAGCAUCAAACUGGCCGGAGAGAUUUGAAAAUAUGAACCGGCAUACUCACAACAACCUGCGCCUCACUCGCAUCCUGAAGUGCCUGGGGAACCUGGGCUUCAGGCACUACCAAGCCCCGCUGGUUCGCUUCUUCCUGGAGGAAACCCUUGUGCAAGGGAAGCUCCCCGCGGUCAAGGAGAGCGUGCUCAACUACUUCCUGUUUGCCGUGCUCGAUAAGGCACAGCGCAGAGAGCUGGUCCGCUUUGCCUUCUGGAACUACGAGCCCAGAGAGAAGUUCAUCUGGUGCCCCAAGAAGAUACAGGAGGCCUUCCUUCGGGAAGGAGGGCCGGCUCGUUGUUCCAACCCUGCAGACCCCUCCUUCCUUCGGGAAGGAAAAUACAGGAGGCCUUCCGUCGGAAAGGGUUGUUCCAACCCUGCAGACCCCCCACCUGAGGAACUGCGUCCAGUGGAAGAGGAGAACAACGACUUCAUUCAAGCUGAACUAUAAAUAGUUGUAAUAUGUAGUUAUUUCAUAAAUGUUAGAUAAUAUAAACAACAUUUUAUAUUAGAUAUAUGACAGCUCAUUGUGCCAAAUGCUUACGGUAAAUAAAUAAAAUACAUUUACUUCACUGAACUGCAUGUCAACUUUUUAAAUAUUCUUCACAAUGAAAUGUGAAAUUGAAAUCAUCCUUUGCUUAUCAUGUUCCGAAGCUGCCCUGUACAAUUUUAACCCUACAACCGCUUUUGCCCUGUGCUUUGAAUGCCAAUUGUGUGUUAGUUGACCCAGUUUAGCAUUGUUCUGGAGCUGUGGGGCAUUUCCACCCCAAAGAAAUGCAUGAAAAAUAAAUAUUGAAUUUUCCAUUUUGACAGCAAAGCUCGUUAAGGCCUUGAGGUAUUUACCCAACCCCUAACCAGAACGAUGAGGAAACCUUUUUUUUCCUACUCAUAAGUAAUCUUCUCCACAAAAAUAUGCUAUAGCUAUGAGGGAAAACUCAUGUUCUGUUGCUCUCCUAAUUAGAAGCAGAACAUGACGUUCAGACCUCAGGCCAAAGCGGGCACUUUUUGAGUCCGCUCUGACGGCUGUCACAGAACGGAUGUGAUGUGAGGAAAGGCAAAGGACGAAAGAAAAGUAGUCAAAAAAGGUUUAAUUGUGGAUUUGAGUUUCAACGAAAUCAACAUGUUGCAAUAACCGUCAAUUACCUAUUUUCUCCAAAGAGCCAUGAUAUUGAAAACCUCUGAAUUGUACACAUACAGUCAUACAGGUCAACUUUCACAUUAUCCGUCCAGGAUAUAUGGCUUUCAUUUUCUCUACUUAGAAAAAGUAUAGUUAAAAUCAGUAUAUAUACACACACAUUCGUAUUUACAAAAUGAAAUUUGACGGUAAGUGGAAAUUUGUUACUUUGCAUUUCGAUCCUUUAAAAAGAGCACAUACG
Gadus chalcogrammus (walleye pollock) is the source of this 2478-nucleotide messenger RNA. Its product is annotated as opioid growth factor receptor-like. Lineage: Eukaryota; Metazoa; Chordata; Actinopteri; Gadiformes; Gadidae. The transcript is spliced from 8 exons. The record is from RefSeq and is a predicted model, not a curated record. Gene Ontology annotation, cellular component: membrane. The coding region runs from base 231 to 1553 and encodes 440 amino acids. Gene Ontology annotation, molecular function: opioid growth factor receptor activity.